CAUUACUUGAUACAUGAUUAUUUUGGCUGUAGAAAGCGCAAGCGAGGCUUUCGUUUUCUUUACUUUUAGUGAUCAAGAAACAAAAUAUUGAACAAUGAGUGAUAAAAAAGUAAAACCGAACCUGUUGAAAGCCGAACUCCGCCUGGAUGUGGAUGCGCGACUCGCGGCGAUGACGGAUGAGGACCGGGAUCGGCAGUCGGAAAUCAUUUUGAGCAAAAUAUUCGCACACCCAAAAUACAAAUCAGCAAAAAGAAUAUCCCUAUUCCUGAGUCUGCCGACCGAAGUCCCAACCGAACCGAUCCUCAACGACAUUCUGGCGCGAGGAGAUGCAGCAUUUGUGCCGCAGUACUCACGGGGACAGAUGAGAAUGUUGAGGGUUCUGCCAGGGGAUUUGGAGCUCAUGGUUGAGACUAGUUGGAAGAUUAAGCAGCAUAGGAAGGAUGCGGAUAGAGAGGAUGCUAUGGAGAACGGAUUAGACCUAGUAAUAGCCCCCGGGGCCGCAUUCACGCGCGACGGCUGGCGCUGCGGGCACGGCGGCGGUUACUACGACCGGUACCUCACCGCGCUGCGCGAGCGACACGCAGACCGCGACCUCUACGUGCUAGCCGUGGGGUUUGACCAGCAGAUAUACCCUGAGAUACCUGUUGAUAUCAGUGAUGUGAAAGUUGAUGAGGUUUUGACGGCUGAAUAAAUUGAAUUUUGAUU
Molecule: messenger RNA, 705 nt
Organism: Cydia fagiglandana
Lineage: Eukaryota; Metazoa; Arthropoda; Insecta; Lepidoptera; Tortricidae
Product: 5-formyltetrahydrofolate cyclo-ligase-like
Exons: 3
Coding region: 95-691 (198 amino acids)
Biological process (GO): folic acid-containing compound biosynthetic process; tetrahydrofolate interconversion
Cellular component (GO): mitochondrion
Molecular function (GO): 5-formyltetrahydrofolate cyclo-ligase activity
Source: RefSeq, a predicted model, not a curated record